AUGUCCGACACCGCUGAAGGUUUCAUGGAGAUAUCCUUUCCUACUUAUUUUCGUUGGGUUUGGCUAUGUGGCGUUAUACUCAUAACCACGUCGUUCAUCGUCCUUGCGGGUAUUCACGAGACGUUCCCUGGCUUAAUCAUAGCCUUCGGUGUAGCUCUGCUAUGGAUAGCUCUACCGGUGGUCGUUUUACUCGUGCAGAUGACGAGAAAAUACGGGUUUCGACAAGGCCUCAAGAAGCUCCGGCAGGGUCCAGCGAGCCAAACUGAUGGUAUUCACCAGAUGCCAACGCCUGAGGAUAAGAAGGCGUUCUUGGAGGCGGCCAAAAGUGCUUCUAUGGUGACGCUGGAUACCAUGGGUGCACCGCAGGACCUGUGUCCGAUAUGUCUAGAUGAGGAGGAUAUGGGAGAUCCAUUGAUAACGUUGAGGUGUGGUCAUGUAUUCCAUGAGAAGUGUAUCGAUUCGAUAUUCCGCUCCCUGCCAGAGGCCAACCCCAACUCCAUCGAGAUGUAG
This is a messenger RNA of Perkinsus marinus ATCC 50983, 510 nucleotides long. RefSeq lists its product as hypothetical. Bases 1 to 510 code for a protein of 169 amino acids. The record is from RefSeq and is a predicted model, not a curated record. The transcript has 2 exons. NCBI's taxonomy places the organism in Eukaryota, Perkinsozoa, Perkinsida, Perkinsidae.